Messenger RNA from Engraulis encrasicolus (European anchovy), 4069 nucleotides. RefSeq names its product protein sel-1 homolog 3. Lineage: Eukaryota; Metazoa; Chordata; Actinopteri; Clupeiformes; Engraulidae. The coding region runs from base 219 to 3737 and encodes 1172 amino acids. The record is from RefSeq and is a predicted model, not a curated record. The transcript is spliced from 24 exons. Gene Ontology annotation, molecular function: protein binding.
GAGUGCGCUUCUACUCACCAGUGUGACACAAGUUGGCUUGUCACGUUAAAUGUAGCUUAUCAACAAAUGUCGAGUUAAGGAAUUGAGUUCAGUUGUUUGUCAGGCAAUAACCUGUUAAGCAUUCAAUGGCGUCUAGAGCAACAGAGAAUUGCAUGAUACCUUGUUAACGCGCGGAUAAGGUGACAACAGAGGAAGUUCACGUUUGUUCUCGACACAAAAUGAAAGUUUCACCAAGUUUCUGCCUCUUCAUAAGCUUCACGACGCUUAUUUCUUUGGUUGCCUGUGAGCUGCUUCCUCCCAUCACACGUCCACAAACAGGUUAUGGGGAGGAGGACCGCUAUUUUGUGCAGUUUGACUCGGUACCUGAGGUGGUGGCGAGAAAUAGCACAGCACGUGUCCGCUACCAGUGCCCCAAGGCCUGCAGGGUCGGACUAGAGGUCGUGCUCACCACCCCGCACAAAACCGAGCAGCUGGUCUUCAGAAGGACAUGGACCAGUGUCAAAAACCUGGGCAACCCCAGGGUCCGAAUGGUGCCAGUGAAGCUGCCCCCCUUUGUGGUGCAUAAACAGAACCACCAUUUUCACACACGCUUCAGCGAUGCCAACAAGGAGGUUGUGAUACGGGCUUGGCUUGCCGACAUCGGCACACAGGAUGCAACCGAGAGCCAUGCAAAGGAUGGAGAGUACCACCACGGAUCGCUGGCACACACGUUUAAGCUGCUGCUCCGCACGGUUCUGCCUGUUGAUGGGCCAGCUCAGGCACCAGCCACGUGCAGCACAUCAUGGGGGACUGAGUUACUGUGGCAGCUGGCUGAAGGCAGAAUUCAGCAGUGUCCCUAUGAGACAGAUGCGGUGGACUUGAUGGAGUUCCCUAUGGUGAGCACCGGAGAACAUUACGGGGUCAUUCGCGUCUUCCAGCCAUUUGUCAACGGGGAGCUGGAGACAGCUCGAUACCACAACGUGGAGCAUCCAAGGAUGGCCAUCUCAGUGUGGAUAUACCUGUUAAACUGGUGUAGUGGAAUGCGCUGUGCGAUCAUGAAGCAUGUUGAUGAACUGAACAGCUUUGGCACACCCCUGAUCAUGCUUACUAACGCAGGAAACAUAGUGAUUCAGGUACGAUUAGGCUCCAGAGUGGAGAAAGCCUUCACAGCCUACACCUCCUUGCCCAUCCUGACUUGGAUUCGUUUAGACUGCUACGUUGAAUACACCCAGGUGAAACUUCAAGUAAAUUAUAAAACAGUCUCAGAGGCAAUGGUUUCAGCAGUGCACGUGUAUGACUUUGAAGAGGACAUUCUGUGCAAUGACACAUCGGGAUACUUGGUCAUAGGGGGGAGCAGAUUCAUGACUGGCUUCUUUGGAUAUGUUGGACCCGUGCGUUAUUACCGUCUAGGAACUACAGAGGUUAUCAACCCGCUUCACCCCGCAAAGACACUUAAGGAGCUAGACAAGGCACACUGGGAGUGUGAAGAAGUGAGACUGGUGAUAGACGAAUUUAUGGAUGGACUUGUAGUUCACAGAGACGCCUUGGAUGUCUGUUAUUCGUACUAUGCAGCUCAGAUGAGAAGGUAUGGUCAAAUGACCUGCGCUCAGGUACUGGAGUGGGACUCACAUCGGAAAUACUGGCCUGCACUCAAGCUGAUAGUGACUCAGGAAGACAUCGUGUCAGGGGAGUGGGGCAGCGUGGCAGCUCUGGCCCUGGGUAGCCGUCUCUUUGAAGAAGCGGUUGGCAGAAUGGCCCAAGGGGAGGACUCUGGAUCCCAGCCCCAGCUCCAGCUCCAGCCACUCCAGCUCCGGCCCGAGCUCUCACCCUUGGCUCUGCUCAAGGUGUCCUCUUGCCUGGGCCACCACCAGGCCGCCUUGCUGUUGGCCACUGUUCAUCUGGCAGGCUUUGGGGUCCCUGUGGACCUUCAGCAGGGUCAUGUGUACAGCCUGUUCGGAGCUUCUGGAGAUGACAGACUAGCGCUGCUGCACCUUGGCUACAAGCAUAUGUAUGGCCUUGAAGGCUUUGCCCAAGACCCUGCCCUGGCCUACAGUUACUACGUCAACAUCGCCAAGCAAACUAGUGUCGACAGAGACAGAGUUGACGAUGCCCAGCAAUACGCUACCGAGCACAUCCACAUCAGUGACGAGGGCGAGCUGGAGACGCAGAUGGGCGAGACAGACGAUGUUAUUCAGUACAUCACGUUUCAAGCUGAGCGAGGGGACAUCGAGGCUCAGAAACACCUGGCCAAAGUUCUGUUCUGGGGACUCAACGGCGUGCCUAAGGACGUGGGGGGCGCGGCGCGAUGGUUCGCCCAAAGCGCCAUGCAGAUGACGGAUGCCAAAGCCGUGUAUGACUACUCCAUCUUGCUGCUCAAGGGCCACGGGGUGAAGAAGAACAUAACUUUAGGACUUCAACUCAUGGAGGAAGCAGCUGCUAUGGGCAGUGAUGAGGCUCUGAAUGGGCUGGGGUGGUACUACAGCACGGUUGCCAAGGACCACGAGACAGCACUCAGGUACUUCCGGCUGGCGGCCCAAAGUGGCAGCGGCGAUGCCGUCUUCAAUAUGGGGGUCUAUUACCUUCAAGGCCACCCUAUCCGGAAUGAGACGGCCGCGUUCGAGUGCUUCCUCAACUCCUCCUACGGCGGUCACGUGGACGGGACGAUCGAAGCCGCCAACUACCUCAGCACCGGGACUCUGCCAGGUGUCACACGAGACCUGGAGAAAGCCGUGAUGCUGCUGAAGAGGAUCAGCGAGCAGAACGGACACCUGGGAUACGCCAACAGGAAGGCCCUCCAAGCCUAUCUCCAGGGCUCUCGACGAGAGGCACUCGUGAGGCACGCCAUGCUGGCAGAGACUGGACUGGAGGUGGCACAGAGCAACGCUGGGCAUCUUUGUGAGGAGCUGAACCACAGCAGCGCUUGUCAGUGGCGAUACUACAAGCACUCCAUCUCUAACUACGCCCCUCACCACUCCGGCCUAUUAAAGAUGGGAGACUGGUAUGUCCAAAAUCUUGACUCACUGACCGAUGUUGACAGCACACAGUUGGCCAUGGAGAUGUACAGCAGAGCUGCACUAGCCGGCAGCCCUCAGGGCAUAUACAAUUUGGCAGUUUUGAUAGAGGAAGGCCAGGAUAUUCCCCCGAGCAUUCUGGAUAGAAUGGGGGUCCCUGCUGAGAGGAGAUUCGAAAACGGUGCCAUCGUCAUGCAUCUGCUACAAAGAUGCGUGGAGCUGGGAGAGGAGCAGGAAGAGGAGGCUUUAAGUCCCUGUGCUCUGUCCUUACUGCGCGUCAGCGUCCAGAUGGCAUGGAGAGACUUGACCCACACACCACUGCACUUAACGCUGGCUUAUGGAAUGCUCGGAGGACUGCUCAUCGCUGUGGCUUAUGUGAUUGGACAGAUUGUAUUAGGGCAUGCGUCUCUCCCCGCUCUGCGGCGCGGCGACGGCGGCGGAGACGGCACAUUUGCCGGGUCAGGAGAUGCAGCACCUGUCCGUCCGGCUGACAGGCAGCAGAGCACCGCAAUGGAUGGCGCAUCACAAAGAGAAAUGGGAUCGCCACGAGCCGAUCCAUCACGCGAGGCCAUGCAGGCAGGUGCGGCGCGGCUCCGGCUCCGGCAGGGAGGGCGAGGGCGGGAGAGAGAGCAAGGGCUGCAUCACGAAGGAGAGCGGGCACUUGGGGAGGCCAUCGACAUGGCGGUCACGGUGGCCGGCGUGUGUCUGUGCGCCCUCAGCACUAUGCUGCUCUCUCACCUGCUCUGAUGGCACACUGUAGAGAAUGGGUUUGGGUAGGGUAUGGUGGGUGGUGAGGGUAGGAGAGGGUGGCAGGGGGGAUGGAAUUUGGAACUGGAAACAUAAGGGUGGCAGGGGAAUGGGGAACGGGUUUGAUAGGGGUAUAAGGGUGUCAGAGAAUCAGUGACAAGGGGUGGGUAGAAAGACUCGGUAGGGACAAGGCACAUGAAAAUGUGUGGGUAGGGCCUGGAGAUGGCACGGUAAUAUGGGAAUUGGAUUGGGUAGGAGGUAAAAGGUUUACUGACGAGGGGGGUGGGUUGGAUGUGAUAAAAGGGACAGGAGAAUAGGUGUUUAGUGGGUGG